UCGGAUCCAAUUCCAUCCACCCGCCCGUAUCUCACCGUCCAAGGAUCCAAGGGAAGGGUUCACAAAAUCCAGACCUAUCUCACUCAGACCAUUGAUCCUACAACCUGUCCGCUAACCAGAUCCAACCGUCUGUCAGUUGCACUAUUGACUAGUCAUGUGAUAAAAAGAGAUAGACGGAAGGUUGCGACAAGAGAUAUAUAAGAAGAGCAUAUUAUAUAGUUGUAGCUUUCCAAGGUUGCCAGAACCAGAGUUUCUAGAGAGAGAGAGAGAGAGAGAGAGAGAGAGGCUAUGGAGAUAGAGAGAGAGAAGCACGCUUACCAGGCAAAGCUUGCUGAGCAAGCCGAAAGAUACGAUGAGAUGGUUGAAGAAAUGAAGAAAGUUGCCGAGUUGGAUGUGGAACUGAGCGUGGAGGAGCGACAUUUGGUGUCAGUUGGGUAUAAGAAUGUGAUCGGGGCAAGAAGGGCGUCAUGGCGGAUACUGUCUUCAAUUGAACAGAAGGAGGAGGCAAAGGGAAGUGAACAAAAUGAGAAGAGAAUAAAGGAGUACAGGAAGAGGGUUGAAGACGAGCUUGCGAAAAUUUGCCAUGAUAUACUAACAGUUGUUGAUAAUCACCUCCUCCCAUCUGCGUCCACAGGGGAAUCCACUGUUUUUUACCAGAAGAUGAAAGGAGAUUACUAUCGAUAUCUAGCUGAAUUCAAAGCAGGUGAUGCUCGUAAAGAAGCUGCUGAUCAGUCGCUCAAAGCCUAUGUGAAUGCCAUUGAUACUGCUGCCUCUGAGUUGCCCCCAACACACCCAAUCAGGCUUGGCCUGGCUCUAAACUUUUCUGUUUUCUACUACGAAAUUCUAAACUCCCCUGAGAGAGCGUGUCAUCUAGCUAAGAAGGCAUUCGAUGAGGCUAUUGCUGAACUUGACAGCCUCAACGAAGAAUCCUACAAGGACAGUAGCCUCAUUAUGCAGCUUCUCAAAGAUAAUCUCACAGUGUGGACCUCGGAUCUGCCAGAGGGAGGUGAGCAAUUUAAAGUUGAAGAACCCCAUCCAGAGGUAAGGCGGAACUAAAUGGGGAUUGGAGAGACUAAUUAUUUGGGACUGGCUUUCAGCGAUGGAGCAACAUAAGCCGUGUGACUCAACAGAUUACUAAGUUUGUAGUGCAGGGAAAGUGAGUACUGCUAUUGGCUUGUAUCAGUGUAUGUAUUGUCUAUUAACAUAAUCAUACUCUAAAUUUGUGAUCCUGAGGGAAUUUGUAUGCCAAAAUGUUGAACACUUACAUAUGCUCUCCCUAUCAGAUUUGUUUCUUUCUUCA
Molecule: messenger RNA, 1300 nt
Organism: Pyrus x bretschneideri (Chinese white pear)
Lineage: Eukaryota; Viridiplantae; Streptophyta; Magnoliopsida; Rosales; Rosaceae
Product: 14-3-3 protein 7
Exons: 7
Coding region: 289-1056 (255 amino acids)
Biological process (GO): signal transduction
Cellular component (GO): cytoplasm
Source: RefSeq, a predicted model, not a curated record